This is a messenger RNA of Podarcis raffonei (Aeolian wall lizard), 2112 nucleotides long. It is a transcript of the gene PLAGL2, whose product is annotated as PLAG1 like zinc finger 2. The transcript is spliced from 4 exons. NCBI's taxonomy places the organism in Eukaryota, Metazoa, Chordata, Lepidosauria, Squamata, Lacertidae. The record is from RefSeq and is a predicted model, not a curated record. The coding region runs from base 314 to 1768 and encodes 484 amino acids. Gene Ontology annotation, molecular function: DNA-binding transcription activator activity, RNA polymerase II-specific.
ACCACAACAAGAGCUUGGCCCGCCUUCGUCGACGUCUUCCUCGCCUUUUCCUCCAGCCGGGACGAGCCAGCGGAGGGGAGCGACUCGCGGGGUGGGGGUUGCCCAGAAGGCAAGGCGUCCCUGAGACUGGAAAAGGUUCCCACCCCUGCCCUUACAUCAUGCAGCUCACCUGAUUAAAGCAGUGUACUAGUUCAGUGGGUAGCAACCUCUUCUUGCUGAAACUUUUGAAAAUUGUCAGUGGGUGUGACUAUACCAGUGAGAUGCCCAAGGGCAGGACUUCUGCUUCAUUUGGCCCUCCUCUGCUAGGCCUGCCAUGACCGCAUUCUUCACCAGCGUCCCCAACUGGAUUCAAGAUGCAAAGCAGGAGGAGGAGGAGACGGGCUGGAAACUAGUCCCCCGCCCCAAGGGCCGAGAAAGCGAGAGCCAAGGGAAAUGCCAGCACGAACCGUCAGGAGCCUCCUUCCCCAGUGUGGAUAAGCUGAGAGCAAACCCAGAGCAGAGACCGUACGGCUGCCCUCAAGUGCACUGUGGCAAGGCCUUUGCUUCCAAGUACAAGCUCUACAGGCACUUGGCCACCCAUUCUGCCCAGAAGCCCCACCAAUGCAUGUACUGUGAGAAGAUGUUCCACCGCAAGGACCACCUUCGCAACCACCUGCAGACACAUGACCCCAACAAAGAAGCUCUCCACUGCCCAGAGUGUGGCAAGAACUACAACACCAAGCUCGGCUACCGGCGCCACCUGGCCAUGCAUGCUGCCGCCAGUGGCGAUCUCAGCUGCAAAGUGUGCUUGCAGAUGUUUGAGAGCACCCAAGUCCUGCUGGAGCACCUCAAGGCCCACUCCCGGAGGCCCUCGGGCAGCGUGAAGGAGAAGAAGCACCCGUGCGACCACUGCGACCGCCGCUUCUACACUCGCAAAGAUGUGAGGAGGCACCUGGUCGUACACACGGGCCGGAAGGACUUCCUGUGCCAGUACUGCGCCCAGAGAUUUGGCCGCAAAGACCACCUGACCAGACACAUGAAGAAGAGCCACUCCCAAGAACUGCUGAAGAUCAAGACGGAGCCAGUGGACAUGCUAGGCCUGCUCAGCUGCAGCUCAGCCGUUGCAGUGAAAGAGGAACUGAGCCCCGUCUUGUGCAUGGCAUCCCGGGAUGUGAUGAACAGUAAGAGCUUCCCUGGGAUGCUGCCAAUGGGCAUGUAUGGGGCACAUGUCCCCACCAUGCCCAGCUCAGGAAUGCCCCAUUCUUUAGUCCCCAACCCUCUGCCAAUGGGAAUGAGCUACCCCCUGGAGUCGUCCUCCCCACCACAACCUCCCCCAAAGUACCAGCUUGGAUCUACCUCAUACUUGCCUGACAAGCUCCCCAAAACAGAGGUGGACAGCUGUUUGGCAGAGCUCCCUGGAGGCCUGUCCCUGGUGCCUGGUGAGCCAUCCUCGUCCUCUCCUCAGCCUAUCACCCUGGAGGAGACUCUGCUCUCCAAGAGCCCCGCUCUGCUUUCUGAGGCUCUCUGUGCUGCUAACAUGGACUUCUCCCAUCUCCUGGGCUUCCUCCCCUUGAACCUCCCGUCAUGCAACCCUCCCGUGUCCUCGGCGGGUCUGGUCAUGGGCUAUUCACAGGGAGAGACCCAGUCACUCCUCAGCACUUUGCCACCCCAAGAGGCGCCAGGAGCUGCGACCUCCCUUGGCUUCGGAGCACUUCACUCGCUGCCCUCCAUGUUCUCUCCUGGCUUGGGUGCAACCACCUUGCCACGUUUUCACCAAGCGUUCCAGUGAGGCAGCCGGGGAAAGAACGGGACUUCCCUUCGGCGUGUGGAUUGGGUACGGCAAAGGUGCCCGGAUUUGUUCUCCUUCCUACCGUAGUCUGGGAAGGCUUGAGGGGAGGAGUGCCUGCGUGGACUGGAACUGCCACGCGGACUUUGAUGCGCGCCUCAGUCCCAGACAGUGUGUAGGCUGCUGCAAAUAGAAAUUCAGGUAUUUCCCCAACCUUGUUUGUUUGGUAAAUCAGGCAUCACACUGACCUUCCUUGGGGCUUCCGUCCUCAUUCCACUUUAGGAGGUGAUUGAAUCGGGGGUCUGCCUCACGUUAGGGCACAACAUUUCUUCUGCAUUUCAGCGCCU